Molecule: messenger RNA, 2007 nt
Organism: Copidosoma floridanum
Lineage: Eukaryota; Metazoa; Arthropoda; Insecta; Hymenoptera; Encyrtidae
Product: nardilysin
Biological process (GO): proteolysis
Molecular function (GO): metal ion binding; metalloendopeptidase activity
Source: RefSeq, a predicted model, not a curated record
AUGUUGGACAUAUAUUUGUCUGUAUUGAAAUACUUAGUUGUACCGUCAUUAUACCCUGCAUCAGCUGCUGAAUUGAGUUAUGAAAUUGUUUCACAUGAGAAGGGUAUUGUCAUCAAAGGUAAGGAAAGUAAAGAUGGAGGUAAUGAGGAAAGUGGUCAUGGAAUAAAAAAUCUUACUGGCAAACCCAGUAAAGAAGAAAAAAAAAGGGCAGCAUGUGCCUUAUCCGUAAAAGUUGGAAGUUUUAGUGAUCCACUCAAAAUUCAAGGUAUGGCUCAUUUUCUUGAGCAUGUGGUGUUAAUGGGUUCCGAAAAAUAUCCCCAGGAAAAUGACUUUGACGAAUUUAUAAAAAAGAAUAGUAUCACUGAAAAUGGUUACACUGACUGGGAGCACACAACAUUUAGCUUAGAAGUGCGAGAAAACUAUUUACUACCUGCCAUGGACCGUUUCGCCCAAUUUUUUAUAAGUCCUCUUAUGGAAAAAAGUGCUAUCACUAAAGAAAGGGAAACUGUAGAAAGUGAGUUCAAGAUGGCCUUACCAUCAGAUUUCUACAGAAAAGAGCAAUUGUUUUGCAGCUGUGCAAAAACUAAUCAUCCUGCCACAAAAUUUUCGUGGGGUAAUUUAAUAACGCUAAAAGAUAAUAUAGAAGAAGAAACAUUGUAUUCAGAAUUGCAUAAGUUCAAAGACAGGCAUUACAGUGCUCAUCGAAUGACUCUGGCUGUUCAAGCUAGACUAUCAUUGGAUGAGUUGGAGAAAUAUGUCAUCGACUGCUUUUCUAGUGUGCCUGUUAACCAUCUGUCGUGUGAUGAUUUUUCUGAAUUCAAAGGCAAAGAUUCUUUCAUUAAUCCAAAUUUUUGCAAGUUAUACAAGGUCAAACCAAUUAAAGAUACCUGUCAAGUUGAACUCACAUGGAUUAUGCCCUCAUUACAUCAUUUGUACAAAACUAAGCCUCAUAAAAUUGUUUCAUGGAUUAUUAGGCACGAAGGAGAGGGUUCCUUAAUAAAUUACCUUCGUCAAAAAUUAUGGUGCUUGCAUAUUUUGAGUGGCAUCAAUGGAGGAGAUUUUGAGCAUAACUCGAUGUAUUCGUUGUUAGGUUUAUCUUUGAUAUUAACUGAUGAUGGGUUCAAGCACUUAAAAGAUGUAUUAGAAGCUGUAUUUUCCUACAUAAGUUUGUUACGUCGAGUGGGUCCUAAUAAAAGGUUAUUUGAUGAAAUUCAGAAAACUAAAGACAUCAGUUUCAGAUUUAUGACUGAACAAGACACUAUAGAUAACGUCACAACUUUAUGUGUAAAUAUGCAUUUGUACCCAUCGAAAGACUUUUUGACAGGAGAAAAUUUAUAUUCUCUCUAUGAUCCGGAAUCUAUAAAACAAUGUAUGGAAGACUUGAGCCCAGAAAAAGUCAAUAUUAUACUUUUUGAUCGGAAAUUUAAUGAGGAAGACUUUGACCAAGUGGAACCGUGGUUCCAGACAAAGUAUUCUAGUGAAGAUAUACCCAAGGAAUGGGUCUCUCGUUGGAAAGAAAUUGAACCUUUUGAAGAAUUUCAUUUGCCUGAACCCAACGAGUUUAUCACGGAUGAUUUCACUUUGAUAGAUUUGCCCGCCGAUGUACCAAGUUACCCAACGAAAAUCUAUCAUGACGAAAAAACAGAAAUUUGGUACAGAAUGGACCCCAAGUUCCGUCUCCCGGAAUGUUACAUUUACUUGCUUUUGCAAACUCCUUAUGCAACAGAAUCUCCGAAAUCGCACGAAGGAGAGGGUUCCUUAAUAAAUUACCUUCGUCAAAAAUUAUGGUGCUUGCAUAUUUUGAGUGGCAUCAAUGGAGGAGAUUUUGAGCAUAACUCGAUGUAUUCGUUGUUAGGUUUAUCUUUGAUAUUAACUGAUGAUGGGUUCAAGCACUUAAAAGAUGUAUUAGAAGCUGUAUUUUCCUACAUAAGUUUGUUACGUCGAGUGGGUCCUAAUAAAAGGUUAUUUGAUGAAAUUCAGAAAACUAAAGACAUCAGUUUCAGGUGA